Dicentrarchus labrax (European seabass) is the source of this 4772-nucleotide messenger RNA. Its product is annotated as zinc finger protein 252. The coding region runs from base 265 to 4620 and encodes 1451 amino acids. Gene Ontology annotation, molecular function: DNA-binding transcription factor activity, RNA polymerase II-specific; RNA polymerase II transcription regulatory region sequence-specific DNA binding. Gene Ontology annotation, cellular component: nucleus. The record is from RefSeq and is a predicted model, not a curated record. Lineage: Eukaryota; Metazoa; Chordata; Actinopteri; Moronidae. The transcript is spliced from 2 exons. Gene Ontology annotation, biological process: regulation of transcription by RNA polymerase II.
UCACUUCCGCCCAGUGGUGUAUCGCCACACUGCGCAGGUGUGCGUGCGGCACAGCUAGCCGUGAUUAUCAUCACUUCCAUUGCUAAAAACAUUACAAAAUGCUAUCUUGUAACAUCAUCUUAACAUACUGAUUUUUCCUCACUGUUUUUUUGACCCGGCUCUGCGCUGAGUGACUUCGCUUGAUGUAAAAUUUUGAUAAACAACGCUGGAGCUAUUAAGCUAACUAGCACCAGAGCUAGCGCUACCAAACAGAGCCACGCCAAGAUGGACGAAGCUACUGCUGCGGCAAUGAAAGAGGACGGAGCAGGAGAGACCCCCCAUAAUGGAGACAGACAAUCGGAGAACAACGACGGUACGUCGGCUGAGGACCCCGCUGAUGGGGUUGGGGUUUUCUGCUGUCGGGAUUGUGGAGAAGCCUUUAGAGAGGAGGCAGCCUACUUGGAGCAUCGCCAUCAGCACCCCAAGGAGAGCGUGUUUUUAGACAACCAGUUGGAUGGCUUACAUGACGCAGAAAAGGACAGCGAAACAGCUAAUAUCUGUACUCUAUGUUCACUCUCAUUUGUUGAACCAAGUGAGUUCCUCUCGCACAUGGAGAAGAACCACGGUCAAACCUCCCAAAAGGAUUCUAGCAUUCAAAUAAAUUCUGGGAUAACGAAGCAGCACACUUAUGAAUGUCCAGACUGCGGGAAAUGUUACGGUGUGAUUGGACACUUUCUCAACCACCAGCGCUCACACAGACAAGCCUCCAAGUCAGUUUUUCAUGACCUCGAACAUUUGAAAAAGAAGUCGUUUCAGUGCGAGUCUUGUGGGCGGAAUUAUUCUCGCGCUUCAGCUCUUGAUGCGCACCGCCGUUGUCAUGAGGAAAAGUUAGUUAAGUCACGAAACAGGAGUUCAGGAGAUGCAUUUCACACUGAGGAGUCAGUAGUUGAAGCCAAGCCCAGUGAAAACCAGACAGAUGAUGCUCCUGAAAAAGCUUUUAAGUGUUCAUGCGGUAAAGCAUUUACUGCUCUUAUGCGCCUUAAAACCCAUCAGCGAUUUAGCCGCAACAGUCAAUGCUCUCCUGAAGAAAUGAAAGAAAAACCAAAGAAAAGCAGCAAUGAGUUUUACUGUAGUGAGUGUAAAAAGGCUUUCAAUGGUCAUAUCGCCCUCUUCAACCAUCAGCGAUGGCAUGCUAAUCACUCAAAUGAUUCAGCGAAAAGGUUCCCUUGUGAGGAAUGUGGAAAAGUAUUUAUGACUCUAACCUUCUACUACAGACAUCAGCGCACGGCGCACAGCGACGAGACCCCAGCAAAGUCGUUUCUUCAUCAAGUAUGUCAGCUACAGAAGAAGGCAUUUGAAUGUAAAGAUUGUGGGCUCAGGUUUUCCAGGGCCUCAGCGCUUCACUCACAUCAGCUUCAUCAUACGGAUGUUUUCAAAGAAACAGAGAAGGAAGCCAAGCUGCGCACCUCUCUGUUACCUCAACAGAAAGCUUCGGAAAGUGAAACAAAAGAGACUGAGAAGGACCAAGUGGAAGCUGAGAACAUGCCUCCUACCAGUGUGGCUGAAGAAGACUCUCAUGUAAAUGAGAUUGAUGAAGACAUGGAGAGUUAUGAACCCGGGGACUUUAAUGUACAAGUGAUCAGUGCAAGUGAAUCUGAGGACGAGCCCGUUCAAGACCUGAAUCCUGAUCUUGAGCUGCUGUGUGAAUCGGAUCAGGAAGUAAGGGAUGACGACGACACUGGGAUUUCCCCCAGUAGCACUGUUUUAAAACCAGAGAUGGAUUUGAAAAUUGUACAAAUUGACUUUGAGCAAGCCGAGGCCGAGAAUAAAACGACAGGGGAAAGAUUCGAUUGUCCAGAGUGUUACCGUUGGUUUUCUAGUGCUUCAUCACUGCGAGUUCACAGAAUGUGGCAUGGCGUUCAUAAGAGAAGACAACAGACUCAAGGUCAGUCAGUGGCAGUUUACACAUGUGACACAUGUGGCCACGAAGCCAGUAGCUAUGCAGCACACUGCAGUCACAUACAACAACACAAGAAUGAAAACACAAGCAGUGAUGUAUUGUACCAGGCAGAGGGAUUGGAGAAGAAAAUAUUUACAUGCAAUGAGUGUGGUAAAUGCUUCUCGCGUUUGUCUGCUUUUGUCUCUCAUCAGUUGCAUCAUCCCAAAAGAAAACAGUUCCAAUGUCCAGAUUGCAUGAUGUCUUAUUCGUAUGCAGCUAGCUUGUUUAACCAUAUGAAAAACUGCUCCGCACAAAAGAAAGAGAAUAUUUCAGUCACUAAGAAAGAGUACAAUCCAAAGAAAACCCUUCUAGGCCCAAAGAUUUAUCAUUGUGAACAAUGUGGGAAGGGUUUUUGGUCUCUAGGAGCUUUCUCCCACCACAAGCAAAGUCAGACUCAGUGUGCAGAUUUGAGGCUAAGAAAAGGUGUUGCAGGAUCUCUGCACUCUGCUAAUGGACACCCACGCUCCAGUGUUAAGGUUGCAUGUCCAGUGUGUGGUAGAAAGUUCCGUCACAAGGGCAUUAUGGCCUUGCACAUGCGAAAACAUGAAAACGGAAAUCAUAAAUGUGAGCUCUGCAACAGGUCGUUCCGACUUUUUUCCAGCCUCCUCAGACACCAGGUUGUGCAUAAUGACCAGUUACUCCCACCACCGAGUAAGUCUUUUCAGCAUCAGGUUGAGCAGUUGAAAAAGAACACGUACAGCUGUCCUGACUGUGGGAAGUUGUUUUCACGGGCCAAAGCACUUCAGUUUCACAUGAAAAGCCAUGGGUACGAGACCGGGCACUCGCCUUCAUCUCCGAGAUCCACUGUCACACUUGAGGAUCUCCAGUGUGCAACAUGCCUCGCACAUUUCAACAACAAGGCCUCUUUGAGGGCUCAUCAAAAACUUUGCAUUAAAAGAGACAGUCAAGCAGUUGAUUGUAAGACAGAACCCUCAGAAAAUAAUGAUAGUCUAACAUUACACGAGUAUAGUAUGGAUGACAGCACACAGGAAAGCUCUGAUCAAAUUACAGUUAAUACUGAAGUAAAGAAGGAAAUGGACAGUGGGGAGCUAAAUAUGGAAAAUCAAUCCGGUGGAAACUUAGAAAACCCAUGUACAACCAAUUUGAAAUACAAAUGCAAAAAGUGUGACAGAAGCUUUUCAGUGGUUGGAGCUUUGAAUUUUCAUAAAAGAGUCCAUGCUGAGGGUAACAAAUCUGUAGCAAAAGGGAAAUUGGCCAUGUCUGUAAUGCUAAAGAAACCUAAACAGGAAGAGCCAAGUAAAGGACUAUUUCACUGCUCAGAAUGUGGGAGGCGAUUCAUGUCCAACUCAGCCCUCGGCUCCCACAAAAGAUGGCACAAAGAAGAUAUAAAAUUUCUUGGCCACAAGGCAGAGGGUGGACCUUUUCAGUGCCACAAAUGUGGCAAACAAUUUUUUAACCAUUGUGUUCUCCAACGCCACCAGAUGUUUAAUCCUCAGUGUCAGACCAAAACUGAGCCAGAGCCCGAGUCAAAUAAAAGCGCGAAGAGCAGCAGCCCACUGGAGACCAUCUCAUGUCCACAAUGUGACGAAACAUUUGUGCAAGGUUCACUUCUAGCUGCCCACUGUGAAAAAGAGCACAGUAACACUCUGGAAGCUGCAGAACAUCAAGGCGACAGGCUCGGCUUGGUUGACGUAAACUUUGACGUGAGUGAGUCCACGUCAACAACGCUAAAGCCAAAAGCUCACCAGUGUCCCCUCUGCUCUAUGACCUUUGCUAAAGCAAGAGGUCUGCGCGCCCACAAAUGGCAGGCCCACUCAAGGAGGACGAAAGGCAAAAAUAUGGUUCCUUUGAGUACUAAAAAGGAGUCGGUUGCCUCAAGCACUGAAGUCAAAAAGACAGAAAAUUUACCAGCUGUAGAUGGCGCCCGAGUGACAGUGAAAAAAAGCACUGUUGGCAGAAGAAAGAAGAAUCCGCAGGUCAGAUCAGAACCCCCACCGGUAAAACCUGUUUCAUGCCUUGAUUGUGGGAAGCAGUGCAGUUCUACUGGUGCCCUCCUUGACCAUAAGAAAGUAUGCCUGGAGGUAAAACACGAGUCUAAACAGGAGAUUCAAAUUCCUGAAAACACAGCCGAUGUAUCCCCGCCUCCUAGCCGCCUGUCGGAGCAUACAGCCAAAUGCCUUUUCAAGUGUGACAAGUGUGGAAAAGCUUUCCAAACAGAGGAACAAUUAGGAGCCCAUAAGACUAAGGCAAGGAGCCGCCCUUAUUGUUGCGCCCUGUGCUGUCACGGCUUUUGGACUGAGAAUCAGCUGCAGCAACACCUCGCAUGGCACGACGAAGUCCGCUGUCGUCUCCCGAAUGAAGUUCGCUAUAGGCUCAGCGCUGCUAUGACCUCAAAUCUUUUAAAACCCAACAUGCCCUCUGCCGACAGCAGAGGGAAGUCCUUUUCGUGCUCUACACUGAACCAACCUACACUUAACCCAGACAGCCAGUCGCAAAGUAACCAUAAGUGCCAGCAUUGUGGCAAAGCCUUUCUUUCACCAACUGCGUUACAAAAACACGAAACUCAGCACUGUAACAAUGACUCGUAUCAUUGCUCCAUCUGCCCGCGGACCUUCAGUGAAAUACAGGACCUUAUCGAUCAUCACCAGGAAUGUAUCGGUGACUUACAAAAGGCAGAGUGAUGCCCUUGCUGCUACCAGAUACCAAUGUCCUUACUUGCCUUGAAUGUGGAACUACUUUUUGUCGAGAAACUAAUUUGCACCAGCACUAUUUUGAACAUGCCCGUGGAGUGUACAGCAUUAGACUAAACCACCUGCAAAGGAUUGAAAUUAAG